GCAAUCCAAUUUGGAAUCCGGGGGGCGCGAGCUCGCUUUUAGCUAAAUCCGAGGACGCGGGGAGCCCCCAAAUAGAGCAGGGGUCUCGCAUGUCCAUCAUUUAACUAUUUAUCUGUACAACGUCCCACAAAGAUUCCAUCUGUGUCCCGUUACAAUGGCGGCUGUAACAGAGCCAAGCGCUACGCUUGGCAAUACAAUAUCACCAGCCGCUUUCCACAGCGCAUCGCAGACGACCCUCGAAACAAGCGAACUCCAACUGAAGGCAUUCAAUGCAGAGAAAAAGCAAGAUGAGGAGACGCGAUCAUCAGACGAGGUAGUCGUUCCCGUCAACGACAAUGACGCGCCCAACAGCACCCUCCCCACAGCCAACCACCAAUCCGCCAUCCCGAACGGCGGCGCGGCCGCCUGGCUCCAAGUUGUAGGGGCUUUCAUGGUCUUCUUCAAUUCGUGGGGGAUCCUCAACACAUUCGGCGCGUUCCAGACGUACUACGAAUCGGGCCAGCUGUUCGAGGAAUCCUCGUCCAACAUUGCCUGGAUUGGUGCCAUCCAGGCGUACAGCGUGUUGUUUGCCGGAUUAAUCACGGGGCCGAUAUACGAUCGGGGCUAUCUCCGGAGUCUGCUCGUUGUCGGCGGGUUCGGCAUCGUGUUUGGGCAUAUGAUGUUGAGUCUGAGCCAUACGUUUUGGCAGGCGCUUUUGGCGCAGGGCUUUUGCAUCGGCCUAGGAGCAGGCAUCAUGUUCACCCCCACCCUAGCCGUUCUCCCCACCUAUUUCAACACCCGCGUAGGCCUCGCCAUCGGCCUUGCCGCCAGCGGCUCCUCCUUCGGUGGUAUCGUCUACCCCGUCGCCUUUUACAAUCUCAUCGACACCAUCGGCUUCCCCUGGGCCGUCCGCGUUCUGGGCUUCAUCGCCUUCGCCACCAUGCUCGUCCCCAUCUUCUUCAUGAAGCAGCGUGUGCGCCCGGCUCACGCCAGGGCCCUCUUGGACCUUUCGGCGUUCACGGAUUGGCCGUUUGUCACAUUUGUGCUUUCCACUUUGGUCGGGUAUACGGGGUUGUACGUCAUUCUGUUUUACCUUUCUUAUUUUGGGCAAAGUUCCAAGAUUACGGAUGCAUCCUUGUCAUUUUACAUCGUGGCCAUUCUGAACGCGACGAGUAUGUUUGGUCGGACACUGCCUGCUGCGCUGUCAGACAAGACGGGGUCGUUGAACCUGAUCAUCCCCGGCGCUUUUUUCUGUGCAUUACUGAACUUCGUCAUGUUGGCCGUGGAUAGCGUCGCGGGGAUUGUGGUGGUGGCGUUGUGUUUUGGAUUCUUCUCCGGCGUCUUUGUUUCGCUGCCCCCGGUCUUGUCCGUUGCUUUCUCCCAGGACAAGAGCAAGAUUGGGACAAGAAUGGGCAUGGGCUUUGCCGUAUUGGGGUUUGGCGUUUUGAUUGGGGGACCGGGAGGCGGGGCCAUCUUAGGUAGUGGAGGCGUAGGAGGAGAGGAAAAUUGGAGGGGCCUUUGGAUAUUUGGUGGUGUGACGUCUAUGAUUUCUGUCGUGGUGUAUAUCACGCUGCGGAUUUGGAAGGUCGGGUUCAAGAUUAAUGCCAAAGUGUGAUGCAUUGGGAGCAGGUGGGGGAAUAGCAUAGCAUCUGGACUGUUCAUCUAAAAAGUAAUAGAAGU
Pseudomassariella vexata is the source of this 1659-nucleotide messenger RNA. RefSeq names its product putative MFS monocarboxylate transporter. NCBI's taxonomy places the organism in Eukaryota, Fungi, Ascomycota, Sordariomycetes, Amphisphaeriales, Pseudomassariaceae. The record is from RefSeq and is a predicted model, not a curated record. The transcript is spliced from 2 exons. Gene Ontology annotation, cellular component: fungal-type vacuole membrane. Gene Ontology annotation, molecular function: transmembrane transporter activity. Gene Ontology annotation, biological process: transmembrane transport. The coding region runs from base 155 to 1594 and encodes 479 amino acids.